AUGCUAGGUACACGAUUGGAUUAUAUACUUGUUAGUAAAGGAAUGGUAAAAUGGAUGAAAUCAUGUGAUGUUAAACAACAAAUAAUGGGCUCUGAUCAUUGUCCAGUUUCUUGCGAACUCUAUGAUGAAAUUGAGGAGAAUGGUAAAAAAAUUAGGCUUUCUGAUUUGAUUAGUUCUAACUCAUACAUUACACAAAACAAGCUAGAGGCACCAAAACUUUGUGCCAAAUAUCUGUCCAAAUUCUUUAAUCAGACUAAAUUACAAAGCUUUUUUAAUAAAUCAAAUAUGAAUAACGAUGAGAUUGCAAAUGUUAAGAUAAUUGAUAAUUCUAAUGUUAGUAGUUCUGUUGAAACCAUUCUUUUUGAAAAAGAAAAAAUUUCACAAGAAUUUCCCUCUAAACCAACUUCCAUGCUGAAAAAAACUUCAAUAAAGUCACUAAAUUGUAUUGCUAAAAAAACAAAUUCAACAAUUCCGAAUCAACCUACUCUUACAACAUUUUUUAAAGCUUCAUUAGAGAAAAAUGAUAAACCAAUUAAAAUAAUUGAUAUUGAAGAGAAUAUAGCCACUCCAAAAUAUGAUAAAAAUUCUGAACAUAAAUCUGAUAUAAUGUCUCAAUGGAAUAUGAUAUUUAUGCCCAAAGCAAUUCCUAAAUGUAAGGUGCAUGGAGAACCAUGUAAAAAAUAUAGAGUUAACAAAAAUGGACCAAAUGAAGGACGAUAUUUCUUUUCAUGUUCAAGACUGGUUGGAUCAUCACCAGAAAAUCAAUGUGAUUAUUUUGAAUGGGCAAGAAAUUCAUCUUUGCCAACAAAAAGAUUAAAACUCAGACAAGAUGAUAGAAAAAGCAACAAAAUAAUCAAGAAACAAACAAAUUAA
Entrophospora sp. SA101 is the source of this 873-nucleotide messenger RNA. The record is from the annotation of a GenBank genome assembly. Lineage: Eukaryota; Fungi; Glomeromycota; Glomeromycetes; Entrophosporales; Entrophosporaceae.